Messenger RNA from Xyrauchen texanus (razorback sucker), 1611 nucleotides. RefSeq names its product chemokine-like protein TAFA-1. The coding region runs from base 260 to 688 and encodes 142 amino acids. Lineage: Eukaryota; Metazoa; Chordata; Actinopteri; Cypriniformes; Catostomidae. Gene Ontology annotation, biological process: neuroblast differentiation; regulation of neuroblast proliferation. Gene Ontology annotation, molecular function: receptor ligand activity. The transcript has 6 exons. The record is from RefSeq and is a predicted model, not a curated record.
GAGGCGAUUCUAGUGUUAGAUGAGAGGGUUUAAAUCAUAGUCAGAGCUCUCUUUCUCUAUCUUUCGGUCUUUGUUUGUCCUGUAGUGUCCCUGACUUCAGCUUCAGGCUUCAAACUGAGAGCACAGAAGAAAGAAGCUGAGAGCACAGAAGCUUUGAGAGUUUCUUCAAGAAAACAAUACCAGGGCACAGGGUUAUCUGGAAACCUCACAAUGGAUGGAUUGAAGACAAAGUGUUGAGUUCUCCCACAGUUGUCUCUGAAUGAUACAGAUGAGUGUUGGAAUGUCGUGGCUGGUGUGGGUAUGGGCCAGUGUGACAGUCCUGCUGAUGUGCGAGGCCACGUUCUAUGAGACCAUACAGCAGCACCUGGCCCCGCCCGGAACCAACAUACAGAUCCUUGGCGGGACAUGUGAAGUGAUCGCGGCACACAGGUGCUGUAACAAGAACAAGAUUGAAGAGAGAUCUCAAACAGUGAAGUGUUCCUGUUUACCGGGGAAAGUGGCAGGAACCACCAGGAAUAAACCCUCCUGUGUUGAUGCCUCCAUAGUGAUUGGGAAGUGGUGGUGUGAGAUGGAGCCCUGUCUGGAGGGAGAGGAAUGCAAGACCCUGCCAGACAACUCUGGCUGGAUGUGCUACUCCGGGAACAAGAUCAAAACCACCAGGAAUACCCACCCAUACACAUCCUUGUAGCAUUUGUAGGCCCUCCGCUGAUGAACUUUGUAAAGGGAAACGUCCAAGAAGAGAAACUAAAUCAUGUUUAUUCCAACUCUAAAACAACAGCCAUUUCUCUUAUGACUUGAUAUACAUAAAGGAGUCCUCUGCUGAUAAGUCUAUCUGCCUGUGAUGCUGAGAAUCAAGGACACCAAACUCUCCAAGAACAUCUUUGUGGGCAAAGAACGCUUUUCUUUUGUUUGUUUUUGUUUGACAACAGUCAAAUAUCUGUUUUUGCCCUGUGAGUCUUGGAUAAUUAAACACGUAUCUCUUUCUGUGGAGUGCACUCAAACCAGCUUUACUUUGCCUGAAAUAUUCUUCAGCUGUAUUAUUAUUGGAUGUUCUUCUUUCUCCAGAAGUGGCUGAACAAGUUAAUUUUCCUGCUGUAUGUAGUGAAACUGGCUUCCUAUUUUAUAAACAAGCAACAUUGUCAUGAGGAAGAUUGACUUUUAUCAAGCAAUGUAAAAGAAGACACUUUGUACUGGCCAGAAUGCUGAGGAGAACAUGUAAUGUGCAUGGAAUGAUUGAUCCUCUCCAGUCCUUCCACAGACGGCUCUCUUUGGAGGUGGUUUCCCAGAAAACUAUCUCAGAGUUAAAGACUUUUGAACUUUUUUUUUUUUGUAAUACUAAAACCAAACGUCCUUGGCAUUAUUACAGAGAAUGGAAAACUUUCAAAAUAGGUGGAAGAAAUGUUUCACAUGAAUAAAAAGAAUACAGAACAGGUGAGCAUUACUGUAUGUUACAGUUGUAUUUAAUUUUAUGUGCUUGCAAACAAUAAUUGUGAAAAGCAAUGGGUGAGAAAGUGCAGUACAGCAGAGGAACAGUCCUGUUUAUGUAUUCUUGUUCACUGUUCCUAAUUCGAUUUGUUGAUUGGUUACAUUGGUUUAAUUUUGUUUUUUAUU